This is a messenger RNA of Triticum aestivum (bread wheat), 1938 nucleotides long. RefSeq lists its product as uncharacterized. NCBI's taxonomy places the organism in Eukaryota, Viridiplantae, Streptophyta, Magnoliopsida, Poales, Poaceae. The coding region runs from base 661 to 1815 and encodes 384 amino acids. The transcript has 3 exons. The record is from RefSeq and is a predicted model, not a curated record.
UACAUCUAGAUCCGCCGCCCCUGUAUUUGUAUUCCAUGGUCCAUGGAGACUGUACAUAGUACUACAUGAAUCAUGGCGGUGGCACGACGGCUACUUCUUGUAAGAUUCCAUCUCGGAGUAACAGGACCUAAUCGCCUCCGGGUUCCAAUUCGUGUUCUAGUCGGACCGCCUCCGCCCUCCCUUUCAGUAAAGACGACAGCUUUGCCUCAUGGCAUCCUCGGUUCCGAGCUUAUUAUUAUCGUCCAUGGAGCAGAAUAAUGUGCGCCACCCCUGUGUAAGCUCUUGCUAGCUUCUCUUCUUUUGGGCGUUCAAAUCAACUAUUCAUGAAUGAUCUCCUCUUGUUGCAGAUGCCACAAGGGGAAGAUAGGCUGGGUGCGCUGACUGACGACAUCCUGCUCUCCAUCUUGGGGAAUGUCGACCUUGCGACGGCGGCAGGGACCAGCGCUCUGUCGACGACGCCUGCCAUAGCUGCUCCCCGAGCUUAAACUCCAUGUCAGGGAUUUCCUGCCCGCGCCAUGCCCGGAUUACCCUGUUGCUGCUGCGCAGAGGAUAUAUUUUUAUUCCCAAAUACCAGCACAACACAUAGAUGAAGCAAUAGCAUCACUGACAAGAGCUGCUAGGAGUUUCUUGCGCAUCAAGCGCAGCAGCAGAGUCUCAAGAAUGUCGCUUGAGAUCUACCUGGUUGGCAACUACUCGCAUGACAUUGGCCCAUUGGUCCGUGACGCCAUCGACAACGGCAUGAUAAAAGAACUGGACCUAACCAUUGCGGACGACAAGGAUUACAAUUGCAAAGGUGUGGAUAUGCUACAGAAAGCACAGGAUGUAGACGGGUUCUUCAGCGCCUAUCCUAAUAUACUUCCUUGCCUCACAAGGCUCCAGCUUUACAACCUGCGCUUUGCUGAGGGAGAUAUACAUCACAUCCUAUUUGAUUGCUGCAAGCAGCUGCAGCACCUUAGUCUGGAACACUGUGAUGUUGGCGACUGCUCGGUGUGGCAGGUAGACGCGCCGAAUUCGGUCCUCAGGGUUCUUGAAAUCCGCUAUUCGUACUUGAAGAGGCUCAAGGUGCUCUGCCUUCCCAAACUAGAGCUGCUCAGUUGGGAGGCGUGGGUGCACUGUGAGCCCCCCUUGCAUUUUGGUUAUGUCCCGUCUCUUAAGGAGUUAAUCCUCUUAUGUGCUGCAAAGCUUGAUCACCCGGAGUUUAGUUUAAGCCAGCUUCUAGAUGGUGCCACAGAAAUCAAUACCCUGACCUUAAACUUCCAAGGAGAAAAGCUUUGGAUCCAACCGGAAAGCAGGCAACUCCGUGCCGCAUUCAGCAAGCUAAGGAAGCUGUCUAUUCAUGGCAUAUAUGUUGAGUUUGACCUGUUAUGGACAAUAAAUCUCCUUGAAGCUGCUCCAACCGUUGAGAUAUUUGAUAUUGAGGUGUAUGAACAUCCAUGUAUGGUACCAUAUUGGGUGCGCGUUGGCGUUCAAAGAGUGCAACCUUCAUGGAAGACGCCUGGGUUUACAAGCUGUAAGAAGUGGCAACUGAGAGAGCUCUAUGUUACCAACUUUAGUUCCCUCGUGGGGCAACAUGUGUUAUUUGUACGCGAGGUGAUGGAUCAAGCGCCAAACUUGAAAACUGUUAUUUUGAAGGAAGAUGAAGAAGCAUGCAAGGAUUGUGAGGCAAUGGGCGCACUGCCUACUCCGGUAGGAGGCUUGUUUCCGAGGACCAAAAAGGAGCAAGAAACAAUAGCCCAGCAACUUAGGGACAACAUGGUCAGCUCGUCCUCGGCACAGAUAAUUUUCAAAAGUAUUGUUUCAACGGUGGUAUUCUGAACUUAUGUAUGUCUGAAUGCAAGUGCAAGAAGUAAACGAAAAUGUAACAUACAGGCUUUUUAUUGUGGGGUUUGUUAUAAUUUUCUACUGUUAGGGUUGUUGUAAACGCGAAUGCAUCAACUU